UAGGAAGCUAAAGGGGUUAUGUGAAGGAAAUUGUAGAGCAACAAAAGCAAUAAAGCAUAAACAGAAAGCUAAUUAAGGAAUUGAAGAGAAUGGGGAGAGUGUCAAUCAACCUUGUUUCUAUUGCUGUUUUAGCAAUAAUGUUCCUGCUCUGUGCUGCAACAGCUCCUGUGCUUGGAACAACUUCUUCUGAAGAAAAGCAAUUGGCAGUGGGAUAUAAACUCAUGUUAGAAGAAAUGGCAGCAAUAAGGAAGGCUAAACAGGAUAAAUAUGAGAGUGAUGGUCAAAACCAGAAAAUAAAGACGAUGAAUUCACUACCAAAUAACAUUCUUAACGUCUUUGAAUUGUCUAGGGAGGAAAGUUUGCAGUGUGUGGGACAAGGAAGUUACUGUAACAAUGUGUUUGGACCGGAUUGUUGCUCUACAUCAUUCGCAUGUAUUCCACCUGGUAUUGUUGGUGGUGUGUGUGUGGCUUAAAGUCUUAAACCAACUUAAGAACAAGUGCCUACCUAGCUAGCUAGCUUAGUGGCUAGCCGGCUAGCCGGCUAGCUAAAGGUCGGUCAGGUCGGGUCAAUUUCAACGUCUAAUUAUCAAUAUUAUGUUUGCCUAUCGACAAUAUACAUAUGAAUAAGGUCGGUAGUUAAGGAUCGAUGUAAUGCUGUUAAGUAGGUCGGUAUGUGUCAUGUGCAGUACGUACGUGCGUGCGUACAAGUUUGGUUGAUGAAUGAAUAAUGAUUUAGUAGUACUACUAUGAAUUAUAUGAUCAAUGAGACUCAAAGUCAUCCUUUGUGUA
Spinacia oleracea (spinach) is the source of this 789-nucleotide messenger RNA. RefSeq lists its product as uncharacterized. NCBI's taxonomy places the organism in Eukaryota, Viridiplantae, Streptophyta, Magnoliopsida, Caryophyllales, Amaranthaceae. The record is from RefSeq and is a predicted model, not a curated record. Bases 90 to 473 code for a protein of 127 amino acids. The transcript has 2 exons.